UCACGAUCCGAAUCUCCUAGAAUUCCUUAAUCGAAAUACCUGGAUUGUAAGAAAUGGUGAGAACUCUCGACAAGGUUCACAUGCCCGAUCAGGGGGCAAGGGGUCUCCACAUGACCACCGUGUGUUGGUGAGGGGUCCGAUGCAUGGAUGGAAGUCAACCUCGAUCUGUUCAAAUGAUGCCACACGAUUAGUCUAUUAAUUCCAAAACAAUAAUCGCAUGCUCUAUGCUCUUCCACUUAUUCAUCCAUGGCUCCUCCAACUCCAAGACUGGUGGUGCCCAUAGACUUGACAAAGAAGCCAUGGGAGCAGAAGCUCCCCCUUCACAACCGUUGGCACCCUCAAAUACCCCCUGUUGCAGAGGUAAAGGCUGGCGAGGUCUUUAGAGUGGAGAUGCCUGACUGGACUGGUGGUGGCAUCAAAGAUGAUAAUUCUGCACUUGAUAUAAAAUCCAUAGACCUCUCAACUGUCCAUUACCUCAGUGGGCCGAUCAGAGUUGUCGACGAGGAUGGGAUACCGGCCAAGCCGGGUGAUCUUCUGGCAAUUGAGAUACUGAACUUGGGUCCUCUUCCUGGAGAUGAAUGGGGCUUUACAGCAUCAUUUGACAGAGAAAAUGGAGGUGGUUUCCUGACUGACCAUUUUCCCUGCGCAACCAAAGCUAUUUGGUAUUUUGAAGGAAUAUAUGCCUACUCUCCUCACAUACCAGGGGUACGAUUUCCAGGUUUAACUCACCCGGGAGUAAUUGGAACUGCCCCGUCAAUGGAACUGCUCAACAUAUGGAACAAAAGGGAAAGAGAGCUUGAAGAAAACGGGCUCCAUACUUUCAAGCUAUGCGAGAUUUUGCAUUCACGACCAUUAGCAAACCUACCGACAACCAAAGGCUGCCUCCUCGGAAAGAUUGAAGGGGGCACCCCCGAAUGGGAAAAGAUUGCUAUGGAAGCUGCAAGAACAAUUCCAGGAAGAGAGAAUGGCGGAAAUUGUGACAUCAAAAACCUCAGUAGAGGUUCAAAAAUAUACCUUCCAGUCUUUGUAGAUGGAGCAAAUUUCAGCACUGGUGACAUGCACUUCUCUCAGGGUGAUGGUGAAAUCUCAUUCUGCGGGGCAAUAGAGAUGAGUGGUUUCCUAGAACUCAAGUGUCAACUUAUAAGAGGCGGAAUGAAAGAGUACCUUACACCAAUGGGUCCGACUCCUCUUCAUGUGAACCCGAUCUUCGAGAUAGGUCCCGUUGAGCCGAGGUUCUCAGAGUGGUUGGUAUUUGAGGGCAUCAGCGUUGACGAGAGUGGGAGGCAACACUACCUUGACGCAACUGUUGCUUACAAGCGAGCAGUACUCAAUGCCAUUGACUACCUCUCUAAAUUUGGGUACUCCAAAGAGCAGGUCUAUCUUCUGCUUUCAUGCUGCCCAUGCGAAGGAAGGAUUUCUGGAAUAGUCGAUUCCCCAAAUGCUUGUGCUACCUUAGCAAUCCCAACGGCUAUCUUUGACCAGGAUAUUCGUCCAAAAAGCAGCAAGGUUCCUGUCGGGCCUCGGCUGGUCCGGAAGCCAGACGUCCUAAAAUGCAAUUAUGAUGGAAAUUUACCGGUCACAAGGAACCCUAGCGCCUCAACAUAACUCUUAUCAGGGUUGCUCAAUAAGCCAAGGAGAUACUAGGAAUGAUAUACCCUUAUAAUCAUUAUUCUCCUUGUAGUGUUUUCUAUACUUGCCCUUUCAUAACAAUAAAGCAUCUAUGUUAUUGGCACUAUUUAAAGGUAUUUUUCCCCUUCUAGACGUAACAAUGUCCUCUAUAACAGAAGAAAUCUCCGUUCAAUAGACUAUGGUACUUGAAAGGAGCUUAUUUUA
Messenger RNA from Alnus glutinosa, 1833 nucleotides. RefSeq lists its product as uncharacterized. The coding region runs from base 247 to 1605 and encodes 452 amino acids. Lineage: Eukaryota; Viridiplantae; Streptophyta; Magnoliopsida; Fagales; Betulaceae. The transcript has 7 exons. The record is from RefSeq and is a predicted model, not a curated record. Gene Ontology annotation, molecular function: hydrolase activity, acting on carbon-nitrogen (but not peptide) bonds, in linear amides.